Messenger RNA from Camellia sinensis, 516 nucleotides. The record is from RefSeq and is a predicted model, not a curated record. Lineage: Eukaryota; Viridiplantae; Streptophyta; Magnoliopsida; Ericales; Theaceae.
AUGGUUAUGGAGCAGUAUCUUCAAGAGGCUGAAGCACAAAAUGAAUCCGUUGAAUAUGGGGCUUCUGUAGAGAAGUGGAAUUCUGUCUCAGCCACAGUUGAUGAGUCAGAAGAUAAUCCUUCCAUUGGUUUUGACUGCAACAUUUGCCUAGACUCUGUGCAGGACCCAGUUGUCACGCUUUGCGGUCACCUCUAUUGUUGGCCUUGCAUUUACAAAUGGAUCCAUUUCCAGAGUGUCUCUGCUGAAAACCCUGACCAGCAAAAACCACAAUGCCCUGUAUGCAAAGCCGAAGUUUCACAAAGAUCCUUAGUCCCACUUUAUGGCCGUGGCCAAACUGCAAAAUCCUCUGAAACCAAAUCCCCACAUCUGGGUAUAGUUGUACCACGAAGACCUCCUAGCCCUACUAGUUGCGGAGUCCACACACUGAUAACAACUGCAGACACCACUAAUUCUCAUCCAGCACAGCAACUUCGUCAUCAUCAAUAUGGUGGCUGGUUUUCUAAAUUGGUGGACUGA